Triticum urartu is the source of this 2097-nucleotide messenger RNA. RefSeq names its product endoribonuclease E-like protein. Lineage: Eukaryota; Viridiplantae; Streptophyta; Magnoliopsida; Poales; Poaceae. The record is from RefSeq and is a predicted model, not a curated record. Gene Ontology annotation, cellular component: chloroplast envelope; chloroplast thylakoid membrane.
CAACUAGCCAAGACGCCAUCGGACGGGAGCCAACAUCCCAUGUAGAGAGGCCGCCCUCGCCCCGUGCCACCGGUGGGCAAAGUAGCCCCCCUCCCCCCGACGCCUAGCCUGUCGCGCCACCGCCAUGUGGCCGCUCCAUCACCAUGCAACCGUGCCACGAACCGCCUUGCCCUGGGUCAACGAAGCACCCCCGAUCCAGACACAUCGGCCCGCGCAAAGGCCGCUGGGAGGGGAAAUGAGAAGGCCUCACCGGCGCCGGCUAGGCCUCGCCCGGCCGCACCCUGGCGGCGGCGAGGGAGGAGGAGGGGAUGGAGCAGGAAGCUGGCUGCGACGCGCUAGGUUUCCUCCCCGUCGCCUUGCAGGGGUGACACAGGAGGGUGGGGGAAAGUCCGUAACAAUCCUCGCUCUUGAGUAAUACUCCCUCUGUAAACAAAUAUAUGACACUGAUUUCCCUGAAAGAAAGACCGGUAACAAAAAAAAAAAAUGAGCACGUGUAUGCAGUUCCCGCUCAACCUUAUCUUCACCGCCGCAUACUCCCUCUUCCUUCUCGCAAACAAAGCUCAGCGGAGACGACUGGGAGUAGAGAGCUUCAGACGAGGAGAUGGCCUGCUGGUUGGGGGCAGCCUACAGAGUGGCGGCAGCGGGGGUCUUGCGGUCUGAGCGGCAACGAUUCAGCCUUCCUCGAGCGCCGACGGCGGCAAAGAGGGCCAGCUUCUUGGAGCAGCAACUAGAGGAAGCAGCCGGCAGCGCUCGCGCUGUACAAGGGUGUGUGGCUAGCCCAACUACUGCUAAGGUGAUAGAUAACCAAAUGGAGAGUGAAGUCGCAAUGGGCUACACGAUGACUCAAAUCUGUGAUAGGUUUAUUGAGUUCUUCAUGCAUGAGAAGCCAGAAACAAAGGACUGGAGAAAAAUAUUGGUUUUCAGAGAGGAGUGGCAAAGAUACAGACCGCACUUCUACAAGCGUUGCCAAGUGUGUAUAGAUGUGGAAACUGACACUUCUGUGAAGCAAAAGUUGAUUGUACUCGCUAGAAAAGUAAAGAAGAUCGAUGAUGAAAUAGAGACGCACAUGGAACUCUUCACAGAGCUCAGAGAGAAUCCCACUGAUAUCAACGCUAUUGUCGCAAGACGACGAAAGGAUUUUACUGGGGACUUCUUCCGCAAUCUCAAUUUUCUUGUAAAUGCUUACAACGGCCUUGAUGAGCGAGAUGCAAUUGCCAGGCUUGGGGCCAAGUGUCUAUCUGCAAUUCAUGCAUAUGAUUGCACACUCCAGCAGUUGGACAUUGAUUCUGCUCAAUCAAAGUUUGAUGAUAUAUUGAAUUCUUCUUCACUAGAUGAUGCGUGUGACAAGAUAAAAGGAUUAGCUAAGGCUAAAGAACUUGACUCAUCUUUAGUUCUUCUGAUUAAUAGAGCCUGGGCUGCUGCAAAAGACUCUAAAACUAUGAAGAACAAGGUCAAGGAUAUAAUGUAUCAUAUUUAUACAACUGCAAAGGAAAGCCUCAAAAUCAUCUCACCUCCAGAGAUGAAACUUCUGAAGUACCUACUGAAUAUUGAAGAUCCCGAAGAGAGAUUUGCUGCUCUCGCGUCUGCUUUCUCUCCAGGAGAUGAGCACGAAGUCAAGGAUGAAGAUGCUCUUUACACAACUCCCAACGAACUCCACAAGUGGAUCAAAAUGGUGCUAGAUUCGUACCAUCUCAACAAGGAGGAGACGGAUUUCAUGGAUGCCAGAAGGAUGAGCGACCCGGUUAUCAUCCAGCGAUUGAUUCUUCUCAAAGAGACGGUCGAGGAAGAAUACAUGAAGCAAUACAUAAACCCUGAGGACCAAGAAUCAGAGGACAGGGAAGAACAAGAAUUUUGAGCCUGUAACACCCAUGAAUCGGUGAUGUUUGUAGAAGAUCAGAUGUUUUGUAGGUUGCCAGGACUAGUGUUGGUCUUAUGAAGUUACAGCCUUACAGAGAGAUAGUUAGGUAGGUGCCCUGUAGCAAGGUAAGGUUUAGCUAGAACUUAUGGUUUUUUAGUACACUGAUUACAUGUUCGUAUGCGAUACAAGCAAUAGCAAUCUUCGGUGCAUGCAGUCAAUAUUUCAUCAUCGAUCUUUUA